Molecule: messenger RNA, 987 nt
Organism: Aspergillus calidoustus
Lineage: Eukaryota; Fungi; Ascomycota; Eurotiomycetes; Eurotiales; Aspergillaceae
Source: the annotation of a GenBank genome assembly
AUGGCCUUUAGAAUCCCUUUCGCGCAGGCUUCCUGGGAGGAGUACCUCUCCGGCCAGGAGGCCCAACUUCCCUCGCUCCCCGCCGUUGAGGAUGUCUCUGAUCGGGUUAUCCGCGUUCUAGGCGGGAACCCAGGCAGCAUGCAGCUGCAGGGGACGAACACGUAUCUCGUGGGAACGGGCAGCUCCCGCAUCUUGAUUGACACCGGCCAGGGCAAGCCGAUCUGGAUACGUCGACUCAUCAAAGUCCUAGAGGGCAGAAAUAUAGACAUAGCCUACGUCCUCCUAACUCACUGGCACGGAGACCACACCGGUGGUGUCCCCAGCCUCGUGGCAUACGACAAGUCGCUGUCAACGCGCGUAUACAAGAACCGACCCGACAAAGGCAGCGGCCAGAAGAAUAUCCUCGACGGGCAGACCUUCCGUGUCGAGGGAGCCACCAUCCGCGCUGUCUUCACACCCGGCCACGCAGUCGACCACAUGUGCUUCCUGUUAGAAGAAGAAAAUGCCCUCUUCACCGGCGAUAAUGUUCUCGGCCACGGAUACUCGGUCGUCGAAGAUCUGGGCGCAUACAUAGACAGUCUGACACGCAUGGCCAAUCUACGGUGCCCGCUGGGCUACCCGGCGCACGGCGAGAAGAUUGUCGAUUUACCGAGCAGAAUGAAAGAGUACAUCCAGCAUAAAGAAUUUCGCAUCCGGCAGGUCUUUUCGACGCUGGAGAGAAGCCAGAUGAGCGGCGAAAGGCAGGGACGCGGUCGAGGCGGCAUGACCAUACGCGAGCUAGUGGAAGCCAUGUAUGGCAACGUUCCAGAGAGCGUUGAGAAGGCCCUUGUUCCAUUCCUCAGUCAGGCUCUGGGGAAACUAGCAGAGGAUCGCAAGGUUGGGUUUGAAGCCGGUGAGCCGACAAACCGGCGGUGGUUUGUUAGCCUUAAGAAGGGCUGACCGAGAAUGCCAAGCAGGAGCCUUUUGUGGAUUGGAUAGAAUGGCGAA